Anisakis simplex (herring worm) is the source of this 1179-nucleotide messenger RNA. NCBI's taxonomy places the organism in Eukaryota, Metazoa, Nematoda, Chromadorea, Rhabditida, Anisakidae. The record is from the annotation of a GenBank genome assembly.
AUGUUACUGCAACAUUUGUUUUUGUUUUUAUAUCAGUCGUGUGCUGAACAACAAAUCAAACAACGACAGCAGGUUGUAGGCCAUCCGAGGUUAAUUGAUGAACAAAAAAUUAUACGGCGUUUGCUGGAAGAUGAGAAUUCGGAUUAUGACUGGCGUGUUCGACCAAGAGGUUCAGUUGAUCCAAAAGUGCAAGAAACGCCAGUCAAUGUUGCUGUUAAUAUGUACUUAAGAAGCAUUUCAAAAGUUGAUGAUGUGAAUAUGGAAUACAGUAUGCAUUUCACAUUCCGUGAGGAAUGGGUUGAUGAACGAUUGCUCUUUGUUAGCGACUCGCUAUCGCACAUUGUAUUGUCACCAGGCCAGAAGAUCUGGGUACCUGAUACAUUUUUCCAAAAUGAAAAAGAUGGGAAAAAGCACGAUAUUGAUACACCAAAUAUUAUGAUACGCAUUUAUAAUUCAACCGGGAAAAUUCUCUAUUCCUGCAGGAUUCGAGAUUCAACCAUACAAAAAAGAUGGUUGAAUGCACUGAAGCACGUCAUCCUCACUUGGUCUCCAAAUCCUCACAAGAAAUUGACAUUAACACUGAGUUGUCCAAUGCAGCUGAAUGAUUAUCCAUUAGAUAUGCAACAAUGUUACAUUGAUUACGCAAGUUAUGCAUAUACAGCCAAAGAUAUUGUUUAUCACUGGAAAGAGGAACGACCAAUUCAAAUCAAAGACGGCUUACGUCAAUCGUUACCAUCAUUUGUUCUUUCAGAUGUUAAAACUGGCAACUGUACAUCUGUCACAAACACAGGAACGUAUAGUUGUUUACGAACAAUUAUCGAACUGAAACGUGAAUUCAGCUACUAUCUUUUACAGUUGUAUCUACCAUCUUUCAUGCUUGUUACCGUUUCGUGGGUAUCGUUUUGGUUAGACAAAGAUUCGGUAGCGGCCAGGGUAACACUUGGUGUAACCACAUUGCUCACUAUGACAACUCAGGCAUCUGGCGUGAACGCAAAUCUUCCACCAGUCAGCUAUACCAAGGCCAUCGAUAUCUGGAUUGGAGUCUGUUUGGCGUUUAUAUUUGGUGCGUUACUUGAAUUUGCGCUUGUCAACUGGGCAGCUCGUCAGGACUUAAUUCUUACUAUUCGAUAUCAACCAUAUCUUCUAAUACGACAGUCAGUAUUCGAAUGUUGUCGCUAA